ACAGGGACAUAGGGGUGUAGUGCUGGGGUGUGACAGGGACAUCAGGACAGCCUGAUGGGAACACUGGGGUGUGAUAGGAAUGGGGAUGCUGGGGUGUGACAGGGACAGCAGGACAACUCAGUGGGGACACCAAGGUAUGACAGGGACACUGAGAUAUGAGAAGGACAGAGACACUGGGAUGUCACAGUGACAGGAGCACCGGGCCAGCUCAAUGGGGACACCAGGGACACAGGGACAGCUUGAUGGAGCACUGGGAUUUUACGGGGACAAGGACAGUAACACCUAUCUGGGACAGGAACACUGGGACAGCUCAACAGGGACACCAGAAUGUGACAGGGUCAGGGACACGGGACGAGCCCAUGGGGUCACCAGGCAGUGAUGGGUUCAACAGUGUGACCCCUGUGUUGAGCUGUGAGUGACAGAAACACCCCAUGGGGACACUGAGCGGUGAGGGGUCACAGUGUCACCCCACAAUGGACUGUGGGUGGCUGGGACACCCCUUGAGGACACUGAACUGCAGUGGGUCACAGUGCCACCCCAUGAUGGACUUUGGGUGACUGACACUGGGACACCCCAAUCAUGACAAGGAACUGUGACAGGUCACGGUGUCACCCCCAUGGCUGAGCUGUGGGUAACAGUGACACUGGGACGCUCCGAUGGUGACACAGAGCUCUGCUGGUGACCCAUUACCAGUGCCAUCCCCACAACGAGCUCUGGGUGGCAACAUGGGGACACCCCGAGGUGACACUGAGCUGGGACAGAUCACGGUGUCACCCCCAUAACGAGGGGAUGGGGACACUGGUGCACCCCCAGGUAACUCCUGGGCUGUGACAGUCACAGUGCCACCUCCCCCACGGCACAGCAGAGGGGACAUGGGGACACCAGACCAGCUGUGGCCUGUGACCGACCCCGUGUGCUGUCAUGGGUGUGGGGGUGUAUUAAUUACUUAAUUAAUUUCUAAUAAACCCACCCAGUAGAGGUGUUUGUGAAGUCCUCCUCCUCCCCCCUGGGUCUGGGGGACCCUGAAACCCCCCUUGAGCGGCCCCCAGUUCAAACCAGUGACUCCCAAUCCAGCCACAUCUCCAGUGUGAGCACAGCGCUGGUUUGUCCCCAGGCUGAGCCCCUCAGUGCCCCCAGUAUCCUCCAGUUCCCCCAGUCCUCCCAGUAACCCCCCCAUCCUCCCAGUUCCCACCUGUCUCCCCAGUUUCCUCCAUUCCCCCCAAUCCCUCCGCAGUCCUUCAUAGUCCUCCCCAAUCCCUCCCAGUCCCCCCCAGUUCUCCCCAGUUCCCUCCAUUCCCCACGGAGCCCCCCGUCCCGCAGGGGGCGCCCUUACGCAUCUCGCCCCAUGCCUGCAACGUCACGUGGUCAUGACGUACACUGCCCGUUUUCCUCGGUAGGCUCCGCCUUCCUCCCGUUUCGUCCUCCGAUUGGCUGAGGGAGCCGUCAGUGGGGGCGCAGCGGGUGGCGAUUAGUCCGCGGGGCACAGUGGGCGGGCAUAGGGAGGCGGAAGCGAGUGGGACCCGGAUGUGAGCGCGGCCCAUGGAGGGGGCGGGACCCCCGGAGCCCCCCCGCCAUGGAUGACCUGAACCUGCACUUCAGGUUCCUCAACUGGCGCCGGCGGAUCCGGGAGAUCCGGGAGGUGCGGGAGGGCCGGGACCGGGACCGGGACCGGGAUCGAGGCCUGCGCUGCCAGGAGCGCGCCCGACACAUCCUGGUGGACGGGGACACCCUCAGCUACCGCGGCCCCUCGGGCGAGGUUGGCUGUUACGUGGCCCCGCGGCCGCUGACCCGCGACAGCAACUACUUCGAGGUGUCCAUCGUGGACAGCGGCGUCCGCGGCACCAUCGCCGUGGGGCUGGUCCCGCACUGCCACAGCCUCGAGCACCCCCCGGGAUGGGGGCCCGGCUCCGUCGCCUACCACGCCGAUGAUGGAAAGCUCUACAGUGGCCGGGCCAAGGGGCGCCAGUUCGGCUCCAAGUGCAGCUCUGGGGACCGGAUCGGCUGCGGCGUCGAGAGGGGCUCAUUCGGAGCCCCCCCAGCCCAGGUUUUCUUCACCAAGAACGGCCAGAGGGUAGGGGGUCUGGGGGUGCCCCUGUCGCCCCCGGGGCUGUUCCCAGCCGUGGGGCUGCACUCGCUGGGCGAGGAGGUUCGGCUGCACCUGCCCCCCCCCGGGCCCCCCGAGGAUGAGGGGGGAGCCAUGCUGGUGGACAGCCUGGAGGAGGAGUGGGGGAGGCUCCACGACGUGCGGCUCUACGGCUCCGUGUUGGAGUACGUGGGGAAGGGGAAGAGCAUCGUAGAUGUGGGGCUGGCCCAGGCGCGGCGGCCGCUCAGCCCCCGCAGCCACUACUUCGAGCUGGAGAUCCUGGACCCCGGCGAGAAGUGCUACAUCGCCCUGGGUGUGGCCAGGAAGGAUUACCCCAAAAAUCGUCAUCCUGGCUGGAGCAGGGGCUCGGUGGCCUACCAUGCAGACGACGGAAAGCUGUUCCAUGGCAGCGGGGUCGGGGAUCCCUUCGGCCCCCGCUGCUACAAGGGUGACGUGAUGGGCUGUGGGAUCAUGUUCCCUCGGGACUACGGCCGGGACAGCGAAGGUGACAGCGAUGACGCCUCGGAGCCGCCCGAGGUGAAGGUGAAGGUGCGCAACGUGAUGUACCUGGAGGAGGAGGAGGAGGAGGAGGAAGAGGAGGAGGAAGAAGAGGAUGGGGAGGACAUGGAGCAGGAGCAGGAGGGCAGGAAGGUCGUGGUGUUCUUCACACGGAACGGGAUGGUCGUGGGGCGCAGGGAGGUUGGGGUCCCCCCCGGGGGGCUCUUCCCCACCGUGGGGAUGCUCAGCACUGGCGAGAGGGUCAAGGUGGACCUGCACCCCCUGAGUGGAUAAGGGGAGGCCCGCGUGGGGCCCCCCCAAAACCUGAAACCUGCGGUGCUCCUGGUGCCCCCCCGGGCCCUCCCAGUGCACUUUAGGGGGUCUCCACGGCAGUGGAGACCCCCACAAGGUGGUUUUUAGGGGGUUCACUCCUGCCCCCACCCCCAUAAUGUCCCUCUUAUGGGGCCUCUUUGAGGGGGGUUCCCCUCAUUGAAUCCCCCCUCAAAAGUACCCCACCCAUGCCCCCCCCCAGAUGGUUUUUGGGGAGUCUCAGCCAUGGCCCCCCCAUUUUUGGGGGACCCAUUCCUGCCCCCUCCAAUUAUUCCAGUGACCCCCCAGGUGGAUUUGGGGGUCUCAGUCCUGCCCCUUCCACAAUGGGUGACCCUCGUGCCCCCCCUUUGACCCUCCCCAGCCCACCCAACCCCUCCCACUCCAUUGACCCCCAGUGCCCCCCAAAUCACACUUGCACCCCCUCAUCUCUUCCAGCACUCCCCAUUCCUGGGGGGGUUCCAGGGGGCAGGAUUUGGGGUCCCCCAUCAUGAAUGUAACCAGACCCUUCCAAUUCCAUGGAACCCCGGAGUCCCCAGCUCUGUGCUGGGGGCUGGGCUGGUUUUGGGGUCCCCUUUGAUGUUUGCACAUGGCGGGCGGGGGUCCCCAUGCCGCCCCCCCCACCAAAUAAACCAAUUUCUUACACCAAAAUAAAUGUGGAUUUAUUGGGGUUCCUCCAGGACCCCCCAAAUUGCAA
This is a messenger RNA of Agelaius phoeniceus (red-winged blackbird), 3605 nucleotides long. RefSeq names its product SPRY domain containing 3 (gene SPRYD3). NCBI's taxonomy places the organism in Eukaryota, Metazoa, Chordata, Aves, Passeriformes, Icteridae. Gene Ontology annotation, molecular function: protein binding. The record is from RefSeq and is a predicted model, not a curated record.